GUUGGAUCGGAAACAGCAUGGCGGCUGUCGAUGUAAACAAAUCGAAAUCUUCUUAGUUUCAGCUGGUUUCAGGACAUUGUGUGAGUGAUCAAACAUACAUGAAUGUGACCACCAUCCAUGAGUGAUAGACAUACAUGCCAUUGCUAACCAAAAGAACUUCACAAGUACAGAAUGAGUUCCCCAUAUUCUAACCUCAACAAAUCACGGAAGGCUUCCCUGCCAGCCUUUAAUAGUGGCCAUCGGUCAGUUCCCUUCAGACAGACUAUGGAUAUCAUGGAUAUUGUACGUUCACCUAAGACCUCCAUCAGUGAUGACAUCGAUGAGGACCGUCUCCUUGGAGAGGUCACCUCCCACAUUGCUGCCUCCAAGAUGAGACCCCGCGACCCAUAUGCUAGUGCUUUACCAAGGCUUAGUGAAAGUAAACCAGGGAGUCGCAUGAGUGGACCUAUCAACCCCAGUGCAUUACCUCCUCCAAAUGAUAUGGACUUGAUGUCAACCAUGAUGUCUCGGAUAUCACAAUUAGAGCUGCGCGUACAAUUCCAGGCAAAAGAAGUUGGUGAGAAGGAGAAAAAGAUUAACAUCCUCGAAGACAAGAUCAAGAUACUGAACAAAUCAAGAGCUGAGGGCGACCAAGCAAAAAUAGAAGAACUUGAAAAACAGAAUCAAAAACUUCAGAAUGAGAUGCAAGAGAUGGAGGGCUUCCUGGCUGAUUAUGGAAUGAUCUGGGUGGGUGAUGACAGCUCCGAAUCAGACCAUGACGAGACACGAGCUGAUGCAGGACAGGACACACAUAGGACAUGGUCACAAUCUUCCUCGGUCCCAGGAGAAUUUAAAAUGGAUUACAAUCUCGUUAUUGAGAACAUCAAAGAGUUGAACAUUCUGGCAGGAGAUGGAAUUGGCCAAGUCACACACACGACAGACGGGGCUAGGCUGAAGAUGCCUGAUCCAGUUAACUUUACGUUAUACGCAAAUGGUAUUUUAUUAUUCAAUGGUCCAUUUCGUCCGUUUUCGGAUCCUGAAACGCAGCAUUGCCUGCGUGACAUCAUGGAUGGAUAUUUCCCAUCAGAGUUACAAGCCAGGUAUCCAGACGGUGUGCCGUUUCUAGUGACAGAUAAAAGGACUGUUGUCUUCAGGGACAAGAGAUCCGAUGUGUUUAAGGGUGCUGCGCAGACACUCGGGGGUGACACAAAACCAUCCCGACUUCUACCAAGUAAUUUAGAACCUUCACCCAAGCCUGCUGACGUCUCAAGUAGACUUGGUCAAGAGGAAACAAGUGAGCUGCCUGGACCAAAGUUGACCGUUGAUCAGUUUUUGAAGAAAUUGCCAUCAAGUGUGAUUAGAGAGGGCAAGGUGAUUGACAUCAGGGGAUCAUUAUCAGAUAAACUUAAGGGUGAUAUGAGUAAGCGGAAUAACACGGUCAUGUUGGUGGAGACUGAGGCUGUCAAGGAUAUGAAAUUGAGGCUUGAAGAGGAUGAAAGCUCUCGACCACCAUCGUCACGCAAUAUUGCGACACUGAGGAUAAAAGCCGAGGAUCAGACAUACAUCCUCAAGAUGAAGUACCAUGAAACAGUUGGACAUAUACGCCAAUACUUGGACAAGAAAAGAAAAUCUGGUGCCUUGUCUUAUCAACUCGUGUCGUCGUUCCCGAAAAAAGUGUUUGAUGAUGACAGUGUGACUUUAGAAGCUGCUGGUCUGAUCCCAAAUGCGACCUUACAUCUCCUCAAGCCAAAGAAGUGAUGACUUGCCCCGUUUUGAAACAUGGCUUUCAUUCAUAGUCCAGAAAUCUUGGUCUUACAUGGUUUAGAAAAACAGAUCACAUGCAGUCGGUGCAGGUAUUCACUCUUCAUUUGGCAUAUGGGCAAUACAGCGAGGAAUAAAUAAAGACUACCACUGGUUUUUUGUCUUGGUUAGUAAAUCUCUUCCAUUUCCUGGCCUUUUUUCGUGCUGCCAAUAAUGCAGGGAUGGGAAAGCUGCCAGAAAACAUGGAUUCCUUUUUUGUACUCAUGAGAUUAUCCCUUUGGGAGCUUAGCUAUAAGCUGUGGAUAAAGUACAUGUGACAUUACCUUGUGAUAGGAUUAGCUACUGCAGACCAUGAAAUUAUAUGAUAUCUCGUUUAUUAGUGACUUGUUUUCAAUAAAAAAUUUAUGGUAGGUACUCCAAGCAAGGAUACAUCACAUGUCAUACUGACUUUGAUUUGACCUACUAUACAUGUAGCAUGUUUGUUAACCAUGAUGAAUUCCUAACCACCAAAUAUCUAGACGGUGAGCAGAAUGGCCCCUGGCCUUUUCAUUGUCAGUUUAUUUAUCCUCUUUUUCAAGACUCCUGAUUCUCCGAUUAUCCGUCCUGGGCCACAAGAUGAUUUACAAUUCUGAUUCCGUCCAAUCAUGAUUAAGGGUGCAGUUGGUGCUGAUAAACAUUUGAGUGAGAGGUCUAAGAAUUGUGCUAGAUUAUUGUCUCAGUUUGCGUUUUUCAUUUACAGGGCACCUGAUUUUUGCUAUUGAUCAUGUAGUUAAGUAGUUUUCAGCAUUGAAGAAGAGCUACUGUGAACUGGAAUAUACUCUAGAUUCACUGAUGUAUUAAGAUCGGUUCUGAAUAUUCAAUUCAAGUGAAAUAUCAUGCUCAUACAUGGAGAUGUUUGUUGCGAUUCAGCAUGUUCAACUUUGGUAGACCAUGCAUUUGUGUCACCAAGUUGUCCAAUGGUCAUGACCUCAUGUUCUGGCAUGGCCUUAGUUUCGAUUUUAAAAUAGUUAAUCGUCAAUCGAUAUUAGAUUGGUGAAAUCAGAGUACCGUAUUCGUAGCUAUUUGUGAUUUCGAAAAAUGAAAAACCAUGUAAAAAACUAUCUUGGUCUUCGAAAUAUUGCAUAUCAUAUCGUCAGGUUGGUAAAAACUAUUCACUAUUGAAUCGCAAGUGGGCGUCUGUUUCUAUUUGCGAAUUGAAUAUUCGGAUGGAAUAAAGAUAGAAGAUGACUGUUUGAAACUAAUUGCAGGUUUAUUGUUUCGAAAAACAAGCAAAGUGGGAGCAAAGAGUUACACAUUUCUCAAUUUCCAUUUGUCUUUAUGACAUUAUAUAAGGGGAAUCAGGCGCAAAUUCAGACAAAAAUAAUAGGUCAACUCCUUCAUACAUAUGUACUUGAAAGAUAUCCAAGCAUGUUUUUGUUCGGUAUAUAUUCUGUAAUGUCUGGUGAUACUAGCUAUUAGUGUAUAAAGUGUACUUUUUAAUAUUUAUUUUGUGUAUAACAUUUGUUUGAAAAGAGAACUUGUUUUGCUGAAAAUCUGAUUUUUUAAGUUUCUUCUUGUGUGUUUUAUGCAAAUAAAAUAUUUUAGAA
Messenger RNA from Lineus longissimus, 3326 nucleotides. RefSeq names its product UBX domain-containing protein 11-like. The record is from RefSeq and is a predicted model, not a curated record. Gene Ontology annotation, biological process: proteasome-mediated ubiquitin-dependent protein catabolic process. The coding region runs from base 172 to 1737 and encodes 521 amino acids. Lineage: Eukaryota; Metazoa; Nemertea; Pilidiophora; Heteronemertea; Lineidae. The transcript is spliced from 12 exons. Gene Ontology annotation, molecular function: ubiquitin binding.